CGGGAGAGAAAGGAAAGGCGCGGCUCCGCAGCCGAGUCGUCAUCCACAACCGAGACAAUCGGCACAGCUUUUCGCCGAGACAUGUUUGAAGGUCUAGUUCGGCAGCUGCUGUUGGGGUACCUUGGCCGAUAUAUUCGCGAUAUUCAAAAGGAGCAGCUCAAGAUCACUCUAUGGAACGAAGAGGUAUUAUUGGAAAAUGUUGAGCUGAUUCUUGAAGCUUUUGACUACCUCCAACUCCCAUUUGCUUUAAAAGAAGGUCAUGUUGGGAAGUUGAGUAUUAGGAUUCCGUGGAAAAAACUAGGAUGGGAUCCUAUUAUUAUCAUUUUAGAGGAUGUAUUGAUAUGUGCCUCCCAACGAGAUGAACAAGAGUGGAGCAUGGAUGCCGUUAGAAGAAGAGAAUUUGCAGGCAAAAAGGCCAAACUUGCCACAGCUGAACUUGGAAAGCUAUCUAGACGUGUUUGUGGAAGGGAGGGAGUAAUAUGUUCCCUUUACCUGAUCCAUCACGGCCCACAAGUAGAGGUAAGAUCUGUUUACAUCCUAAUGAUAUAUAUCCGGGAGCAUGCCCAAAGACUCUCCGUAGCCCGCCAAGGGAAAGACAGAUCAGGGGAAUAAAGCCCAAGUGUGGUGACAUUAAUUGGGUUGAAACUUCUCCAUUUUCCUGUCUUAGAACCCAACCCAACACCAUGGUUGUCCUACACCCACCCUAGGCUGAGCCCACACUCUCCAUACCUUCCCUAAACAUCCAAAAUAUUUCCUUUUCAAAAUAAAGUUUUCCUACUCCUAUUUUAGGCCCUGGCCGAAAAUAAGAGUGUGUAAACCACAACCUUUGUUUGUUGUUAUUUUCUUUCUUUUAAACCUUUUAAUAAACAAAUAAAACCUUCUAUCCUUUUCUAUAAAUCCCAGGCCAAAUAUCCCUCAUUAUCCCAACACAACAUCAACCAAGAUAUUCCCAUUCUUAUCCCCUUUAUGUUCCCUACUAGGGCUGAAUAAACAACCACAAAAAGCCAAGGGACAUUUGAGUUGUUGUUGAUACACCACCUACUAAAUCAGUCACCUCAUAUGACCAAGAAUAUAAGGCCAAUACACCAUCCAUCACCCAUCUUUGUUUGUCCCCUCUUUUUAGCCAGAAUAUCCACCACAAUCAUCAAAGGAUUUCAUUCAUUCUUUGUGAUUUUUGCCUCC
Cuscuta campestris is the source of this 1182-nucleotide messenger RNA. The record is from the annotation of a GenBank genome assembly. Lineage: Eukaryota; Viridiplantae; Streptophyta; Magnoliopsida; Solanales; Convolvulaceae.